Molecule: messenger RNA, 792 nt
Organism: Amborella trichopoda
Lineage: Eukaryota; Viridiplantae; Streptophyta; Magnoliopsida; Amborellales; Amborellaceae
Source: RefSeq, a predicted model, not a curated record
AUGUCUGCUUCUUCUUGUUCAUAUUCGUCUUCUUUCUCUGCUUCUGCUUCUUCUUAUUCGUCUUCUUACACUGUUUCUGCCACCAAUUCUGAUUCGUAUUCUUCCUCUGUCACUGUUUCUUCUCCGCAUUGUAUUUCAAGAGAUAUCGAACAUCUCCUUCUUCUGGCUACGGCUGCUCUGGAUUACGAAUUUGAGCUAAAGGUAGUGAAAAGAAGUCGUUCAAAAAGGCCAUUGAGAUCAAACUGUACUCACUGGAGAUCAGAUCUGAGGAAAUUGGACAGUAAGCCAUCGAUGACAGAGAUUGAGGUUCAUCAGAGCGAUGCUUAUCCUUUACAGUCGAGCCAAUCUUCCUCCACCAUUGUUAACACUGAAGAAGCUUCUCAAGUGAAGGUUACAAGUAUGCACAAUACGUCCAAUUAUUGGAGGUUUAAAGGAAGGUACAGAGAAGCUCUGACUUCUCCUAGGCUUCGAAGAUGUGCAGAUGCCAUUAUCAAUUUGUUGUCUUCGGGAAACGCUUCAGAGACCAGUAUCAGGCAAAUUAUAGGGAACAGCCCUGAUACUAGCAAAGCGCUUAGAGUGCUUAUAAAGAAAGGAGAAGUGGUUCGGUCUGGCACCGGGGGGCGAGGAGACCCAUUUCUUUACGAGGUUGCGGCCCCGAAAUGACUCGGAAUCACAGGGGAUAAAGAACGCUUACCAAAACCGACGUAAUUGGUACAAGUCGAUUCACGUUUCAUUCAUUAUUUUUGCUGACGUUUCCAGGAAAUUUGAUCAACUUCGGUAAGGAAAAACAAA